Molecule: messenger RNA, 831 nt
Organism: Fukomys damarensis (Damara mole-rat)
Lineage: Eukaryota; Metazoa; Chordata; Mammalia; Rodentia; Bathyergidae
Product: putative vomeronasal receptor-like protein 4
Exons: 1
Coding region: 1-798 (265 amino acids)
Biological process (GO): G protein-coupled receptor signaling pathway
Cellular component (GO): membrane
Molecular function (GO): pheromone receptor activity
Source: RefSeq, a predicted model, not a curated record
AUGGUUUACAAACUUGCCAACUGCACAAUCUGUGUUUUUCUUGCUGGACUUAGCAUUGUAGGGAACAUUUUUGUUUUUUUGAAUAAUACGUACAAUGUUAGACGAGGUGCCAAAAGCAAAUCAAUACACUUUAUUAUUAUCCAUUUGGCUUUUACAAAUAUCAUAAUGAUUGUUUCCAAAGGAGUACCAAAGAUAAUACCAACUUUUGGUGUGAGAAACUUCCUGGAUGACACAGACUGCAAGAUUGUGGCUUAUGUGGAGAGGGUGGCCCGGGGCCUGUCCAUCUGCACCAGUGCUCUCCUCACAGUGGUCCAGGCUGCCACCAUCUGUCCCAGACACUCCAGGUGGAGGAGGCUCAAGCCCAGAACUGUGUGGCAUAUCCUUCUCCUACUUCUCUUCUUCUGGGUUCUCAAUUCCUUGAUCGGCAUGAACUUACUUCAUUGCAUGAAAAGCACCAGCAUGAAUAUAUCACAAUUCAGUAAGUGUGACUAUUGUCAUUUGCAACCACAAAAUCAAAAAAUAAGAUCGCUUUUUGUUACCCUCAUGGUAGUAAGGGAUGCUGUUUUUCAGAGCGUCAUGGGUGGAGCCAGUGGCUACAUGGCAUUUCUUCCCCACAAGCACCACCAGAGUGUUCUCCAUUUGCAAGGCUGCAAGCUCCUCUACAAAACUCCUCCUGAGAUCAAAGCUGUUCAAAGUGUUCUUCUUCUGAUGCUUGGUUUUCUUUUCUUUUAUUGGAUAGAUUGUGUUCUUGCCCUAUGUAUAAGUUUUGAGAAUCAUUCCAUGGUAAUAAAUAUUUGAGAAUUUCUGACCAUUGGUUAUGCAGUUCUUAGU